This is a messenger RNA of Peromyscus leucopus (white-footed mouse), 7943 nucleotides long. It is a transcript of the gene Sybu, whose product is annotated as syntabulin. Bases 5646 to 7232 code for a protein of 528 amino acids. NCBI's taxonomy places the organism in Eukaryota, Metazoa, Chordata, Mammalia, Rodentia, Cricetidae. Gene Ontology annotation, biological process: synapse maturation; axonal transport of mitochondrion. The record is from RefSeq and is a predicted model, not a curated record. The transcript has 5 exons. Gene Ontology annotation, cellular component: cytoplasmic microtubule; vesicle.
AUACACAGAGAGACUAUAAAGAUAUAUAGACAGACAGACAGACAGACAGAGAAUAUGAAUAUGAGAAUAGUUGGAAUUUAGAGUGUUGCAUUUGCUAGAUGUCCUGGUUAGUUUAUACCGCCAACUUAACAUGACCUAAUGUCAUCUGGGAAGAGGGAACCUCAAUUAAAGAAUUGCCUGGAUCAGAUUGGCCUGUGUCAAUGUCUGUGAGAGAUUGUCUUGAUUCAUGACUGGUAUGGGAGAGUAGACACAACCAGCUGUGGGUAAUACCAUCCAUAGCAGGUGGGUUUGGAAUAGAUAAGAAAGUUAGUUCCACAUGAGCCAGAGAGUGAGCCAGUAAGCAACAUUCCUCCAUGUUUUCUGCUCCAGGUCCCUGCUCUGACUUCCAUAUAUGAUAGACUGCUACCUAGAAUUAUAAGCUCAGCAAUCCUUUCCUCUCACUAAGUUGCUUUUGGUCAAGUGUUUUAUCAUAGUGGGAGGAUGAAGCUGGAACAUUAGGCAGGAGCUCUACUUAAUUUCCUAGAUUCUUGAAUGACGAUCAUUACUUUGUCCAAGAGAGCAUUUGAAGUUAUUGUAAAUGGGACUCUGAAGUUCUCAUGCUGAGAGAAUAUGUAUACAGAAUACAGCAAAUAAUGCUUUGUGGUGGACAGUUUCAUAGACUAUCCCAGCAGGACCAAAAGAGCAGCAUCAAGCAUGAACAUAAUGAGCAUACUUAAGUGUUUAUCUCUGUGGCUGGUUUACGUAUUUACUCUCAUGUCUUUCUCCCAUCUGUGCCUUUGAUGACGUACUCAAUCAAAAUAAUGGUGCCAAAUGGGCCUUAAUGGGCUUCCCCUAAGAAUUAGUAAAUCAUAAUCCUCUUCUCAAAGGCAACUGCUGUCCAAAUCCCAGUCUCCUAGGAUUUAUUGCAUGGCUGGUGUUCUCAGCCACUGAGUUGGGGGUCUGCCAGAUGCUCACUAGUUACUCUAAUGUGUUGAGGAUGCCACACAGGUCUCUAAUACUUGGUGGAAGACUACACCCACCAUUGAGCAUACUCAUUGGUCCUCAGCAUGACAGACAUAAACCCAGAAACGUCUUUCAUAUGCAAAGUUAACAAACAAGAGCUAUAAUAAAUCAUACAGAUGAAUGCUUUAAGUUGGACUUUGUAUUUCCUCCAUACAGGAGAAACAGUUAUUGAAAACUGUCUGCAAAGGAGAGGGCAUACUUGAAGGGAUCCCAUACCUACAUGGUUGUGAUUGAUAGGAGCCAGUCCCACAGCCUGAGGGAACAAGAGAAGAGGGUCAUGCAUUAGUCAGGGCUCUCCAAAGGAGCACCCCGAUAGAAUGAGCUAAUUUAUAUAUACAAAUAUACAUUAAGAGGGGAUUUAUUUGAGUGGCUUACAGACUGUGAUCUGAGUAGUCCAAUGGCUGUCUCCUGACAGAAAGCCCAAAAAUCCAGUAGUUGUUCGGUCCACAAGACUUGAUGUCCCAUCAGUCCCAGUCUGGUGCUGGAGUCCCAGGGAAGUCCUAGCGAGCUGCUCGUCUUCUAUCUGUGUUGGAAUCCUGAAGAAGUAGUUUCUAACACCAGUGAAUGAAUAGCUCAGGGUAGAUGAACUUGCCAGCAAGAAUGAGGGCAAACGGGAGCAGGGAAGCCUUGCUUCUUCAUUUACUUGCGUGUGGGUUGCCACCAGGAGGUGGCCCACAUUUAGGAUGGCUAGGACCAACACUUUUAUCCCGGUGUCGGAUAGGUGUUCCACCUCAAAUAACCCAACCAAGAAAAUUCCAUCACAAGUGUGUCCAGCUACUUGCAUUUUAAUUCAUUAUAAAUGUAGUCAAGUUGACAACCAAGAUUAGCCACCACAGGUCACAUUCCCUAAAGUCCACAGAGAAGGAGUUUGGAGGCUCCAUGUGAAAAAAAUUGUGAACUUGGAUGGGGGAACCAAUGAAACAAGUUUAUUGUUUUCUUCAAAAGUGCAUUUGUAGUAUAGCAUUUGGUCGUGCUUCUAUAGUGCUCCACAAAAGUGUAUGUAUUUAACAACAUCGUCUCUUUCCUUGGGUAAUUCAAGUAGUAAAAUUCUCCUGCCAUAUGACCUGGAUCUGGAAGCUUGUAAAGGGCAUCAGUAAAUAAGUACAUGGCCCCAACCAGGGAUUAGUUUCUGAAACAUGGCUGGCUGUGAGGCACCUGAGAGAACAUUUGUAGCAUUGCAUAGUUUAGAGGGAGGAGAUCCUCAGUUUACCGUGUGAUUAAGAGGUUUUGGCUAAACCUAGGUUUGCCUUCUGCCUAUACAUUCAUUAACUUAUUCACUAAUCCAGUACACAUAUAUGAAGUGUUUUCAAUGUAUUGAAAGUGUUCUCAUUCGUGAGUAGAGAAGGGGAAAAUGAGUGUGGCCUCUGUUCUCAUGUCACCCACUUUAAAUGUGGGGAUGUGGCUGAUGCAUAAGCACAUAUGAGAUAAAUUUUGGGAGUGAGAAUACAGCAAGGUGUUGGUAGUCACCAGGAAGGACAGGGAGCUGUCUCGAGAUGAACGUAGCCUGUUCCUCCCAGUUUAGGAAUUGCACAGGUAGUUGACCGAGUGGUGAGUCAGAAGGGGAAGGGUGGAGCAGGUGAGGUCUGUGUGUCAGAGUAAUGGGAGGCCAUUUCAGAACUUCAAGAGAGGAGAUGCAGUUUGGUUUAUGUGUUUGAGACCCCUCAUGUAACCCAUGGAGCCUCGAUUGUCCAGGCGUGAAACUGAACAGGAUGUUAAAUUCAGACGGCUUAGCCUAGGAUUUGGAUAAAGUAAACAGACCGAGCAUAUACGACUUAGCACGAGGCUCCCAUUUUCUUCACAGCACUAUUUCAUUUGCCAACCCAAGUGAGUCUCAGAUAUAUGAAAUCCUAAAUAACAAGUACUUUUGAAUUUAUUGUUUCAAUUAAAAGUAUUGAUGAUGUCUUAUUGAUUUAUAGAUAAGGCUCUAGAUAUGACAUACCAUAUAUAAACAUACAAUUUUUAAAUCAGGGUCUCACUGUGUACCCUUGGCUGACCUGCAACUUUGUAUGUAGACUGACUAGGCUUGAGCUCACAGAGGUCUGCCUGCUUCUGCCUCACAGGUGCUGGGAUUACAAGUGUGUCCCACCAUGCACAACUGUUGUAUUUUAUUUAAAACUUGUAUUCAGUUUCUUUCAUCUCUUGAGCCACUCUUUAAUUCAUCUAAGUUUUCCAAUCAAGUCAUCUUUACUCCAGCCUAAUUCCUCUGUUAGAGCAAUUUUCAACCCAUGUCUUGUACGCUCACUGGUUGUUUUUAUAAGCCUACAUUUAUUGUGAGGCUGUAGGUUUUUAGUAGGCCUAAAUAUAGUAAUUAAACAGACACUGGUAUUUCUUUGUCUUUUACAGACCAACACGUAGGUAUUUGGGUGAUCCAGGCUGAUCGGCACUCAGGCUGCUUUAACAGUUAUCUUCUCCUUGAGUGGCCAUAUUGCCCGCUUUGCUCCAGGCAGAAGGAAGGGGCAAAGGGAGCGUGAAGGCACCUGGCCAUCUUAGGGUCAGAAUAAAGAAGUGGGACGUGUCAUUUCUAAUUAUAUCCCAGGACAUCUUAGUCACAUGGACACCUGUUGUCAUAGAAGAAGGGACCGCAGAGAUGGACAUUAGUAAAUGACCAACAGGCUGCCCCAGUGGUCCCUGCAUAGCAGAAGGACAGCUGGCUUUUCUGUUAUCCUGGAGGUAGCUGAGUGCUUUUCACUACCAGGAGCUAUUCAGUGCCUUAGAGCACACACAGCAAGAGGUGUAGGGUUACAUGAUCUCUACAACCAAUCACUGACAGUAUUGCUAUCCAAGGGAUUUGUAAAAUGUGGAGGGUAUCAUUCCUUAGGAAUAAUUAGAAAAUGAGUUGUUACUGCUGUUGGUGUUUUUGCCUAAACAUGAGCUGAACAAGAAGAGCAAAAACACACAUGCCAAAGUGGAUGGGGGAAAGACCACAAGGCCUCAACCUUGUACAAAGAAUUGCAGCCAGCUGAGGAACACUGAGGAGAGAGGGAAAGAUAGUCACCCCCAGGGAAGAGAACACAAACUGAUUAUUCAAACUAAAUGCUUAUCUCAGAGAGCAUACAUGCAAGUAACAUUAUACAGACCACGCAGGUUACAUUUAGGAAUACAUACACACAUACACGCACACGCGUGCACACACAUAUACACACACACACACACACACACACACAAAUUAAUGGGGGGAAAAGGAGACUAUAGAUUUGAAAAAGCAAAAAGGGGUAUGUGGAAGGUUUUGGACAAGGAAAGGGAGAAAGAAAUGUGAUUAUAUUGUAACCUAUAAUUAAAAAAAGAAAGUGAGUUUUUACCACUAACUAUCUCAGAUUCUCAUUUGAACAAAUCCCAUCAGAUGAGCUCUGAAAGCAGCUGAGUCAGCACAGACUUGGGCCAUUUCAGACUGACAUGUGGCUUUCAAAUGGCACUUUCUGUUCAAAGAAGGUAAUUAUGAGAAGCCUACAAUAAGAGGCUUGGGGAAGGCUCUACAUAAAGAGAUUCCUUCUUCUGUGAGAGGUAAUUGUGGGAGGAGGUACUCAACUUAUAUUUAGACAUUGAAGGAGGGUGAUCUAGGUCACCCAUGAGCAGGUGGGGGAGGGAUAGCAGAAGGGAGACUAUAAUGUCAAGAAAUGUUUUCCAUUUUUCUCAGUUGCAUGGGGAAAUAAUUACUACUUGGUUUUUUUUCUAGUGCUAUGGGGAUCAUGAGGAUGUGAGGCAUGUAGCAGAGCAUACUCAGUGCCUCAUCCCUGCAUGGCACUAGGAAGAGAGUGGACACAGCCUCCGUCUUUGUGGUCAUUGGUGUCAGUAUUAGACAGGAUGCUGUAUCAUAGUGGAAAGUCUUCAUCUGUCAAACAGUAUUUGUUCAGUGGAUGAUCAGUUCCAAUGUGAUCCAAAAACGGGAGAAGUUUACAAAUGACAAAACGUCCAGGCAUUUGAAUACCACCCCCUCCUUCUAUUAGGCCUCUGUUGUCUCUAUUGUCUUGUUGGUAUGAAUCACCCUGAUUCGAGGGAGCACAUGGAUGGAAGUGACUGUUUCGAGAAGGCUCUUGUUUAGAAAGACUGUUCCUACAGUCUUUUUCUUCUUCUCAGGACAACAGAACUCCCCAGCCCUUCUCUGCCUGGCAGCGUGGUGAAGUGACCUGCAUACUUAAAUAGCUCUAAUUCAUGAAGUGCCCGAGCUUUUCCCUCAAAAUGUCACAUGCUUGACAUUGAAUUUAGAGCUCUGUGGAUGUUUAGUGUCAUGUCUUGCUUACUCAUUGGGGCAUUACAAUCAGAAUGUGUAAAAUGGCUAUGUGCUUUUGUCCCAGUAUUGCCAACGGAUUAGCCAUGACUGUCGUGCAAGCAUUUACUUCCAUUUGACAAUUUGGUAUUUCUGCAAAUGCUUUGUGCCCAUUCACAAGGGCGAUGCUUUCAUUUGAAAUGCUGCAGUCACCAGGGAAAAGGCCCAGUGCUCUUCACUGAUAGGCCAGCUCUCCCUCUGCCUCCUGUUGCUAUGGUGCCCAGCAGAGUAACUUCCUUGCCCUGCACAUGUAGGAGGCUCCGUCUCCAUGGAUACCCCACUCUGAGACUGUACUCUGCCGAGAGAUGAGCUGCACACACUGUAUUUCUGCAAAAGACAUACCCCAGCCUGUGGUGGGAGGCUGUUUGCAGUGUUUGCCAUGAAAGUCUAUGGAGCUUACUUUCUUAGCAGUGAAGCAGACUUCAGCUCCUCGAGCAGCACAGGCAGCAUCUCGGCUCCCGAGGUCCACAUGUCCACAGCAGGAAACAAGCGAGCCUCUUUCUCACGCAACCGAGGUCCCCAUGGGCGGAGCAAUGGAGCAUCAUCCCACAAGUCUGGCAGCAGCCCACCAUCCCCAAGGGAAAAGGAUCUUGUGUCUAUUCUGUGCAGGAAUCCAUUGAGUCCCAACAACAUCCACCCUAACUACGCCCCUUCUUCUCCAAGUAGCAGCAACUCCGGCUCCUACAAAGGAAGUGACUGUAGUCCAAUUAUGAGGAGGUCUGGAAGAUAUAUGUCUUGUGGAGAAAAUCAUGGUGUCAAACCCCCAAAUCCAGAACAAUAUUUGACUCCUCUACAGCAGAAGGAGGUCACCGUGAGGCACCUGAGGACCAAGCUGAAGGAGUCUGAGCGCCGACUUCAUGAGAGGGAGUCUGAGAUCGUGGAGCUCAAGUCUCAGCUGACUCGGAUGAGGGAAGACUGGAUUGAAGAAGAGUGCCACAGAGUGGAGGCCCAGCUGGCACUCAAAGAAGCCAGGAAGGAGAUUAAACAGCUCAAACAGGUCAUUGAGACCAUGAGGAACAACUUGGCUGAUAAAGACAAAGGCAUUCAGAAGUACUUCGUGGACAUAAACAUCCAAAACAAGAAGUUAGAGUCCCUGCUCCAAAGCAUGGAGAUGGCACACAAUAGCUCCCUGAGGGAUGAACUGUGCCUAGACUUUUCCUGUGAUUCCCCAGAAAAAAGCUUACCCCCGAGCACUGCAUUUGGCAAGAUGGCAGAUGGGUUAUCUCCGGAGGAACAGGUUACAGAGGAAGGUGCUGACAGCGAGCUUCUGUUGGGAGACAGCAUGGCCGAGGGCACGGAUAUGCUAGAUGAGAUGGUGACCGCCACCGCCACAGAAUCUGGUGACCUGGAGUUUGUUCAUUCUACCCCAGGGCCACAAGCCCUCAAGGCUCUCCCCUUGGUGAGCCAGGAAGAGGGCAGCCUGGUGGUGGAACAAGCAGUUCAGACCGACGUGGUGCCCUUCAGCCCUGCCAUCUCAGAGCUCCUUCAGAGCGUGCUAAAGCUUCAGGACUCCUGUCCUACCAGCUCAGCAUCCCCAGAUGAAUCUGGAGCUGACUCAAUGGAAAGCUUCCCAGAAUCCGUCUCUGCCUUAAUGAUUGAUUUAACUCCGAGAAGUCCCACCUCAGCCAUCCUUCUGUCUCCCGUGGAGAUUCCAUUCAGCAAGGCAGCUGUGGAAGCCGGUACAAACCGCCUCAUGAGAGAGCUAGAUUUUGCCACCUACACAGAAGAAAGGUUGGACAGCAUCCUCUCGCUGUCUCAGGGAGGCGUCGCGAGGCAGUACUGGAGCAGCAGUUUCUUGGUGGAUCUACUGGCUGUGGCUGCCCCUGUGGUGCCCACUGUCCUGUGGGCAUUCAGUACUCAGAGAGGGGGUACAGAUCCUGUCUACAACAUCGGAGCCUUGCUCCGGGGCUGCUGUGUGGUGGCCCUACACUCCCUCCGCCGCACAGCUUUCCACAUCAAAACCUAAUUAGUCGUUACUGUGUGCCAAUGUGUCCGUGUGGUGUUAUGCCAGGUAGAGCAACAGCAGGUGGGUCAGUGGAAGUCUCUAUUCUGUCGUUUUGCUCCUCGCUGUUUGAUUUGCACUAUAGUCAGUUGAAGCCCGUUCACUGUCGAAAACCAGAGGUAUCUUCCAAGGCAUGGAAACCUAGUUCUGGUAGCUGUCCCCACCAGAGUGGUGUAGAAAGCAUGCUUAUGCCCCUGCCGUGUCGUCUGAGGUGCCCGUUCGCAUACUACUGGUUCAGGAAGAGAAAAUGCAGUUCGCACUUUCACCACAGCCCCCCCGAGGCUGGCAUGUUAUCUCCUCGCUUCGCUUUGUGCCGUUUCAAAGUGUGUCAUUGUUCCAGCAUUCCAAUGGUCUUGUGCAUAGCGGGAGAGUGUAACCAAAAGUAAAAAUGUAUUCGUGUAACUGGUUCAAAGAACACUUGAAUAGCUCUUUAUUGUCCUUCUUGAGGUUGAUAAGGUUUGAGUGUUUGGAAUUUUUUUUUUUUUUAACUAAAUGUAGCUCCAAAGUCUUCAAAGGCUCAUUAGCUCUUAAACCUAUCAGUUGAUGGAACUAUGUAAAUUUACAAUGCUACAAUGUACUAACUUAUUUUUUGCUUAUUAUAUAUAGUGUUUUAUUGGAAAUUGUUUGUAUCCACACACUUCAGCAUGAAAAUAAAAAUUAGUGUUUCCAUUUAAA